This is a messenger RNA of Cuscuta europaea, 2812 nucleotides long. The record is from the annotation of a GenBank genome assembly. Lineage: Eukaryota; Viridiplantae; Streptophyta; Magnoliopsida; Solanales; Convolvulaceae.
AAGACUUUUAAAGCUCUACUACCCUUGAUAUUUGGGGUAUGGAUAUGGCCAUAAGAAAUGUUGAAUGGCUUAAACCACCAAUGAUGUUGUAAGUGGCUAAACUGCUAAAACACCUCACUUUGUCUAUGGGUGAGCAUAAUCAUAGAUACUCUUGGCCCACGAGAGUUUAAAAUGUGUACGGCAAGCUCUUGGCCCACGAGAGUUUAAAAUGUGUACGACAAGCUCCUGGCCCGCACGAGUUAAAACUGUGUACGGUCCCUUCAAAUUACCAAUUCAAAUGGUAUGUAUGAAUUACGUUUGACUUGAUCUCCUUCAUAGGAGUACAUAGGCAGCUCAAAAGUCUCCUUUUUGAGUUCAGUUAUAACAAAAUAAAUCCCAAUUAAGUCAUUUUGUCAAAGAGAAUAUCAGAAGAAGGCUUACGAAAAAAGACAAAUGAGCGGCAAAGGCAUAGGGAAUUCUUUAAUCCCCUCCUCUUCGGAAGUAGAUUGAGUUGAGCUUUGAACGACAUCUCCACAAUGGAGCAGGUGGCGCCGACAACGUGUUUCUUGAACUUUGAACGACGCCACCAUCUCAACAACGGAGCAGGUGACGCCAACAGCAGUAGCAUUGAUGGCGCCUCUAAAGCUUUGAACAACACCAUCAUCUUCUUCACAAUGACAAAAGGCAACACCAUCGUUUGAAAUCUACAAAACCGCUUCAAGCUCCAUGAAAUUUCUCUCUGCUGCAUCAACAAAGCUCUAGCUAGCAUCUGCUCCAACAUCUCUAACCAUUGACCUCCAACGUCAAUCUCCUUAAUGACCAUGGGGCCACCAUCCCACACCACUUCAGUCUUCAUAUUGGCAAAGUGGCUGAUCUUCACACCGACAAAAUGGUCGGCCUUCAAACUGACAAAAUAACAAGUCUUCAAACCGACGAAGUGGCUGGUCUUCACACUGACAAAAUAGUCGGUUUUCGCACCAACAAAAUAGCUGAUCUUCGCAUCGACGAAGUGGCCGGUCUUCGCACCGACAAAAUAGCCGAUCUUCAAACCGACGAAAUGGCCGAUCUUCACAGCGACAAAAUAGCCGGUCUUCGCACCAACGAAAUGGCCGGUCAUCGCACCGACAAAAUAGAUGGUAUUGAAAUCGACGAAAUAGCGAGUCUUCACACCGACGAAGUGGCCGGUCUUCAUACACACAAAAUAGCGGGUCUUCAAACCGACGAAGUGGCCGGUCUUCACAACGGCAAAGUAGCUGGUCUUCCGUAUCCUCUUGGUAGUAGAUACUCCAAUGGGUUCUCAUAUCCCACAUUUUUUUUGUAUUUUAUGUAAAUACACAAAAAGGGGGGAAAUCCUAAAUAAGCCCAAUAUGGAGUAUUAAAUAAAACCCAAUAGAACAGCCGCCCCAUCUCUCGUAUUAUCUGCUGUCAUCUUCUUCAUACGGAAAUAGGGAGUAUGAGAAUCGCAGCUGGUCAGGGACGGACAUUACACAAGGAAGCAGCGGCAACAUCUUGAUGCUUUACAUAGGACGGAAUCAGCACCUGACGGAACCGACCACUGACAGUACGAGCAACGGUGACUUCUCAGCCUUGCCAUCUUCUAAAAACGACAACACCUCCUCCCUCCGGUGAAUAGCGUCAGCAACAAAAUCAGACCUAUCAUCUUCUCAGGCGGUGAUUUUCGACCAGCGACCACCUUCGGUCUCAGGCGGCAAUAGAAAACGGCGUUCCAAUCUGCGAACAGCAACUCCUCCCAGGAUUUAGAGGGCGAGCUCUUUCCUUCCUCGGUGCAGGUGAAUUAAACCCAAAAAAUCCAUAUUUUGGUGCUCUUCUUAGCGAACAAUUGGACAGAAACCGACGACGAGGAAGGAGUGGCAGCUACAGGACAAUGGUCUCUGUAAAGCUUCGGCCUAAAACAGUGAAUACCACAGCGGCUCCUCCUAAAUUCGGAACGCCGGUUUUCUUCUUCCUCAAUUCAAGCGCCCACCUACGGGUUGGAGCUGCUCUCCCAUAUUACUUGGUGAAGAACAGGGGUGCAAAUAGAAAGUCUCCAAGUUUUUUUUCACGGUUAGUUUGCCUUCGAGAUAUUGCCCUGCAAUACACAAAUAAAAGAAGAAUAAGGAAAAAAAAAGUUACCUGCUAUUGGCUUUGCUUCCAGAAAUCUUUGACAGCUAUGGAUCUCAAAAUCGAUGGUGCGUAAGAAAAUAAGAUGUGGGUUGAUAUUUAAAGGCAACAAUGCGAUAAGUUUGGUUCUCAAAUCAGGCAGAUUAAGUCCUAAUAGAAGAGAAGUUCUUCAAGUUAGAGCACAAUUUGGAAUCUCCUGCUAAAUGUUCGGCAUGAUUAAUAGAUCCCGUUUAAAGUUUGGGUAAGAGCUGGAUUUAGAGUCCAUUGUAAAUUGGCCUCUCUUAUUUCAAUUCAAAAAAUUGGGAGUGCAUAUUGAGCCCCAUCACAUGUUCUUUUAGGCCUAUUAGAAAUAAUAGGAUUUUAAAUCCAUGAGUUGUGUUGACCUUGCCUACGAAUUUAAAUUUAUUGUACAAAAUGGGUAUAACUUUGAUCAACAAGUUAAUAUUCGACACUUACUUGUUCGCGGUGAUAAAAUUGAUACAUCCAAGCAAGUCUCGAGGGGGCAUUUGUGGACAUGUAAAUUUUAUUGGGCCUCUUUUGAAUUUAUUGUGCCAACGUCAGAUUCUACUGGACUAUUUGUAAAUGGUUGUUGGGCUUUAUCAAGAAGAAAAUAUUACUCCCUCCGGUCCCUAUUAAAGUUCUCAGUUUGACUUCACACAGAUUAAGAAAAUAAAUUUGACUUUACUGUGAAGUGCACUGUUUGACACUGUUU